AUGUCCCAAGAGCAGACCUCUGCUGCUUCGACGCCAACUCCGACGGGUUCCGUGCCCUACUACCGAGUGCCACCAAACUUCGGCGGAACCUCAGAAGAAGAUGUCGACGUGUGGCUCAAGAACUAUAAGCGGGUGAGCAGGAGCAACGGCUGGGACUCGGAAGCACAGCUCAGGAGGCCUAUGCAAGAGAACCAGAGCAUGCGCGAACUCCGGCUACUCUUGCUCCAUGGCAGCCAUCGGUCAACGCAGCUGAUCCCGAUGAAUACCGAGGCACACGGCAGUGGGUUCUCACAUCGCACACCACCCAAUUACGGACGGCGUUUCCGCUCGCCUGGUUACCGUCAACGAACGUCGCUUGGCUACGGUGCCCCUGAAGAGCGGCACUACUAUUCCAUGCCUUCUGAGAGGAGUGGUUACUCUGAGCAGCCGCCUGUAUCUCGACCACAUCCGAUGUGCUACAACUGUGGCGUCCCGGGUCACAUCGCACGUUUUUGCAACCAUCGCAGCCCAUACCAGCGACAGCCUUCUCAGCCUUUCGACCGUCCACUCUACACGCCACGGCCACCACGCGCACCAACCGGAUUCCGCUACCCCUCGCCGGCUUCUGAUCGAAGUUUGACGCCGCCACCAGCUCCACGAGCUCCGCGAUCACCGUCGCCACGGCGGAAAACUAGUCGGUGCGGCCAAUGGGGGUGA
Molecule: messenger RNA, 696 nt
Organism: Rhipicephalus sanguineus (brown dog tick)
Lineage: Eukaryota; Metazoa; Arthropoda; Arachnida; Ixodida; Ixodidae
Exons: 2
Coding region: 1-696 (231 amino acids)
Molecular function (GO): nucleic acid binding; zinc ion binding
Source: RefSeq, a predicted model, not a curated record